CCAAUCACCAUUCGCCUGCUAAGUGGUGUCUGGUGGUCAGUUUUGGAUGUUUGUCGAAGUCGCCUCCGAAAUACUUGGAAGUUUAUCCCAGGAUUGAUAAUAUCCUUCUUUUUUACGGAAAACCGGCGGCGAUCACCGUUGCAUGGCCGUCAGCUGCUCGCACUUUGUAAAAAUAGCAGAAAAAUUGAGAGGAAUUUCCUUCUCCGAGGCGUCCUGAAGGGGAGCUAACCACUGUUAGCAUUGGGCUAGCAGUAUGUCAGCAACAGGAAGAGCUGUCAUCACCAUCCUCCUACCCUGGGACAUUGCUACAGGAGCGGGAAUGUUGGCGACGGCUGAGCCGGGAUUUGUGCUUGCGGCCGAUAUCGACGAGGAGAAUCAAGAGGUCCUUGAGGAUGCCUCACAGAUAGCAGAAGAUGACUCCCAAAUUGAUGAUGGUUUUCCUGCUACCCCCUCACAUCAGGAUGGUUCAGCAAUGCCUACAAGAAUUACAGGAGCACCAUCUCCAGCGGGCCAUUUCAGCGCAGCAGGUCUACGGCGAGAAGCGGGACAACAUGGUCAUCCCUGUGCCGGAGGCCGAAUGCAACAUCACGCACUACGAGUCCCUGUACCCGGGGGAUUUCAAUAUGCCAAAGCAGCUUAUUCACAUACAGCCUUUCAGUCUGGACACAGAGCAGCCAGACUACGACCUAGAUUCAGGGGACGAGACUUUUGUGAAUAAGCUGAAGAAGAAAAUGGAAAUCACGGCACUGCAGUUUGAGGGGAUGAUAGACCGCCUGGAGAAAGGCAGCGGGCAGCAGUUCGUCAGUCUCCAGGAGGCCAAACUGCUGCUGAAGGAGGAUGACGAGCUCAUCAAGGAGGUUUUUGACUACUGGAGCCGAAAGAGGAAGGUGUGCAAGGGUGGCACCUUCAUCCCCGUCGUCAAGCAGGAGAAGAGGGAUGGCUCCAGCACCAGCGACCCAUACGUGGCCUUUCGCAGACGGACGGAGAAGAUGCAGACCAGGAAGAACCGCAAGAAUGACGAGGCUUCGUACGAGAAGAUGCUGAAACUUCGGCGGGACCUCAGUCGGGCUGUCACCAUCCUGGAGAUGAUCAAGAGGAGGGAGAAAAGCAAGAGAGAACUGCUGCACCUCACGAUGGAGAUUGUAGAGAAGCGAAACACAAUGCCUGACUUUGGCAGCGAGGUGAUGGCAGAGGCGCUGGCCCAGCAGGCUCUGGUGAAGCCCAUCUACACCAUCCCCAUCAUUCCCAGUGCCAACCAGUACCGACACCAGGACCACUUGGACAUGGACUACAAGAAGCAGGACAAGAUGGAGGUGGUGCGAACCAAAAGGAAAUACGAAAAGAAACCCAAGAUCCCCCCUCUGUCGGUGCCCCAUCACACGGGACCUUCUGUGUUUAAUCUUAAGGACCUCAACCAGUAUGACUUCCCUAGCUCUGAUGAAGAACCCUUCUCUCAGAUUAAUUCAGGUUCCUCCGAGGCAGAGGAAGAGAACGAUCCAGAUGGCUGCUAUGCGUUCAGGAGGAAAGCCGGCUGUCAUUACUAUGCCUCCAAUCCGGGCCAGAGUGGCAGCUGGCCGUGGGUAAGUCCGCUGGAGGGCGGGCUGGGUCACCCACGUUUCCGCUACUGUCUGACCUCGCUUAGCAUGCCACGGUGCUGCAUCGGUGUGGCUCGACGGCGCUUGGGCCGAGGCGGCAGAUUCUUGUUGGAUCGAGCGCACGCGGACCUCGACAGCGUCGGCCGGAACCUGGACUCCGACCCAGAACCAGAAUCGCUCACCUCGUCACUUCCAAGCUCUCCACUCCGCAACUCCAGUACCUCAGAAACCAAUACCUCGGACCUGACUGGCUCUUCCCGCCCCGUCUCCUCUGCCUCCUCAGCAUCACAACACCUGUUGUCGUCAUCGUCACCCACCAUGGUCGCGGACCUCGGCCGGAUUCUUUUGAACAUUAAAUCUUGCCGCUGGAGACAUUUUAGACCGCGGACACUAUCCCGGCACCUUUUGGGUGGAGGAGACUCCCCUCUUAAAGGGUGUGGAGAUUUCAGUCGGGCGGUGACGGGAGUUACUCGCACCCUGUCUGGAGGAUCCUGCCUGCAGAACCGCAUUUGCGCGCCUGUCAACUUGUUGACGGUGGAGCAGUACCAGCAGCACCAAGAGCAGUUGGCCGUCAUGCAGAAGCAGCAGCUGGAGCAGAGCCAACAGCAGCAGCAGCAGCCACCUCUGCAGCAGCAGCAGCAGCAGCAGCCGCCGCAGCAGCAAAUGCAACACGCCAACAACUCCAUGAGCGCCGCCAACCCGCUGAUCCUGGUGUCCAAGACGUUGGACCAGGCCAGCGCCCAGUUCGCCGCCUCGGCUCUCGUCACCACUGACCAGCUGCUGGCCUUCAAGUCCAAAGAGGAGCUGGUGCUGGCGAGCGGCGUCAAUGGCGUCCUGGGGAGCGCAGCUGUCUUCAAAGGUCUGCAUUUGUCGAACGCCACCGCCCCACCCGUCGCCCCCGCUUUCCUCCAGCCCUCCCCCCAGCUGGCCACCCCUCCACCCGCCAAUGUCGUGCCCGCCGUCUCGCUCUCCUCCGUCCCAGCACUCGGCCUCCUUGGGUGCAACGCCGCCGCCCCCGCCUCCACUCAGGUCAUCAUCGGGAACAAUAUCUGUCUGAGCGUUCCCUCUGCCCCCGGCCUGGCGGGGCGCCACCUGCCCCGCACCCUGGCCGGCGUGUCGCCCUCUGCCUUAAAACUGUCCACCGGCACCAACCUGCAGAAGCCCAAAGUGUCCGCAACGCCGUCCAUGGACAUGAACUCCAGGGAGAACCACGAGGAGGACAAGCCGUCUCUGAGCAGUUUAGCAGACAACACAGUGGCCAUGGAAGUGACGUAGUAGCGGCCAUGAAGGGGUGGAGUCUUUCUUUUUUUUUUUUUUUUUUUUUUUUUUUCUUUUUUAAGGUGCUGUGCAUCGUAGCGUAGUCGGGGGAUGCAAAAAAAAAAAAAAAGGGACUGCCAGGAUGUGACAAGCGACUCAUCCUUUUUAAUGAAAAACUGUGUUUUGUUACCGUGGAAAGUGUAAAUUAUGAAUAUACGGCAAAAAUGAAUAUGUGUACAGUAAAAUAUUUGUACAUAUUACUUGAAGAAAAAACUGUCCGUUUGUGAUGUUUUGCACUUGGGAGUCAAAAGAGGGAGAAAAAAAGGUGUGUUGAGUGAGUGAGUUGUACAGAGAAGUUUUAUCAUGUGCAUGGUGCGAGCUGCUGCUUUGAUCUAUUUAUUAUUGUGCCGUGUUUACACUUUUUUUUAUUUGUACACUGUACCUUUUUUUGUUUGCUUCCUGUGCUCUUGUACACGUUAGCUAGCUGCAGACUCCUGGGUGUCUUUCUACAACAAAUCAAGCGCCCUUUCUUGCCCCUGAAGGCAGGGGCGUCCUAACAUUGUCCAGAGAGGGGGAGGCCAUAUGGCUAAGAUGUUAAAAGCAAUCCAGUGUAGGUAAACAUAUGUUAAGCUAUCAAAACAUCUCAGCAAAUUUGUGUCAUAUCUAAUCAUAAAUCUCAAUCCUGAGCCGCACGUUGGACACCCUUGCCUUAGGGUCUUGAGGAAAGAUGGCCGCCAUUGGUUGGGGUGGGGGAGGCGUGAGACCUUUGACCGUUGUCGCAAAUAAUACGUAACAAAACAGGGAUGAAGUCUCUUCCCAGAAGCCUUUGCUGCUUCCUAUUAAAAGCACUAUUUUUGUGAUGUUUUUUUGUUUUUUGAUACAGAUGCUGCUUUUUGUAUUUUGGGUUUUAAGGAUUUGGUCCUUCAUUUUCAUGCAAUUGGAGUCCCCUUUGUUUUUAUUCUUUUUUUUUUUUUUUAAAUCCCACCAACUUUUUAUGUACAACAAAGUUAUUUUUGUAUUUUUUGUUUUGUUUUCUUGUGGUAAACUUGAUUGUAAGCUUUUUAAAUGUCAUUGUUUGGUUGUGUAUGGUGAUAAGGGAGGCGGGAGAGCAGUACGUGUUGAUCAUUCCAGGUUUUAAAGAGGGAAAAAAAUGCUAAAUGACGAGGGUGGGGGGAGGGGACAUGGAGGGAUCGUGACCUUCUUACCCCAUCACCCCAUUUUUUUCCCCUCCCUUGUUUAAUUUUUUUUCUUUUAAAAAAAGAAUCUCCAGACGGCUGCAAGGCCAAAAACCACAAGUAUUUUUGGGUGCCUUCCUUUUGGGGAAAUGACAUGUCCUCUCUUCUGUGAAGAGUCCGGCACAAAGGCAGCAUUACUUAGUAGUGCUCGUGGUCUUUGUGGUGUAUCCUUGAGGUUUACUCGUCCCACCUGGAGGCUGAAAAGAUGAAAAAAAAAAAAAAGAUGUGACGAUUCUCACUAAAAUAAGACAAUAAAGCCCAGGGCAUUAAAUGUGACCUCCAAUGACUUUCAUGUUUGUUGUGUGGGUGUGUGUUGGUGUAUAAAUGUUGAGCAACAAUAUUAACAAAACUGAUUUUA
Dunckerocampus dactyliophorus (ringed pipefish) is the source of this 4445-nucleotide messenger RNA. RefSeq names its product enhancer of polycomb homolog 1-like. Lineage: Eukaryota; Metazoa; Chordata; Actinopteri; Syngnathiformes; Syngnathidae. The record is from RefSeq and is a predicted model, not a curated record. Gene Ontology annotation, biological process: regulation of transcription by RNA polymerase II. The coding region runs from base 414 to 2870 and encodes 818 amino acids. The transcript is spliced from 15 exons. Gene Ontology annotation, cellular component: piccolo histone acetyltransferase complex.